UCCCCCACCUUACCCCCCCACAUCAGUCUGUCCUGCUUCCAGCUGCUGCAGCCGCGCCUUCGCUGCCUCAGCAUUCAGCAUCCCCCUGCUCCGGCUCAGAAUGGCCACCCCAACACAGAGCCCCACAAAAGUUCCUGAAGAAACAGAUCCAUUUUACUAUGACUAUGCCACCGUGCAGACUGUGGGGAUGACCCUGGCCACUAUCAUGUUCGUACUGGGGAUCAUCAUCAUCCUCAGCAAGAAGGUGAAGUGCAGGAAGGCCGACUCCAGGUCUGAGAGCCCAACAUGCAAAUCCUGUAAGUCGGAACUGCCCUCCUCAGCACCUGGAGGUGGCGGCGUGUAGGACCUUCUGCAGUUCUCCACUGCUGUCCCUGGCCGGAGCGCUGGAGCCCGAGGACCGGGUGAAGGCGGUGGGGACCCAGCCUGGCGCCGGGGAGUAUGCCCCCAAUGAGCCGCCACACCCACCCCAAGGCAGGAGCCACUGCACCCCGCUGUCCUUCCCCAGGCCUUGGCAACGACGAUCCCCCAAAGAGCCCAUUUGCUCCCCAGACCCAGAGACUCAGGCCUCCAGCUCCUGGGAUCCAGGAGUCUGUCCCCAGUUCCCUGGGAUCCUCAUUUCCCUUCCUCCUGCAUUUCCUGGUCUUCUUCUCCAGGACCUUCCCGGCUGUCCCCUCAGGGUCCACGUGUUAAGCUUAAUAAAUGUGCAUUCGUUUUUCCCCCGUUCUGUCUGUGUGUUGUCGUCUGUGGGCACCCAAGGACUGGGUGGGGGGCUGAGGUGGUUGUGCUGUUUCUUCCUUCCUCCUCUUCUUUUUCCUCCUUCUCCUCCUCAAGGGCCUCCUCUUCUCACUACAUCCUUUCCUCCAGACCUUCCCAAGGGGCCUUCCCUUCCCUUUACCCUUGUCUCCAUCUGUGUCCCCCAGACCCUCCAGUGGAGGCCACCGCCCUCAGUCC
This is a messenger RNA of Arvicola amphibius (Eurasian water vole), 951 nucleotides long. RefSeq names its product FXYD domain containing ion transport regulator 7 (gene Fxyd7). The record is from RefSeq and is a predicted model, not a curated record. Gene Ontology annotation, biological process: regulation of sodium ion transmembrane transporter activity. NCBI's taxonomy places the organism in Eukaryota, Metazoa, Chordata, Mammalia, Rodentia, Cricetidae. Gene Ontology annotation, cellular component: membrane. Gene Ontology annotation, molecular function: sodium channel regulator activity. Bases 101 to 343 code for a protein of 80 amino acids. The transcript is spliced from 6 exons.